Lichtheimia ornata is the source of this 1335-nucleotide messenger RNA. RefSeq lists its product as uncharacterized. The record is from RefSeq and is a predicted model, not a curated record. The transcript has 7 exons. NCBI's taxonomy places the organism in Eukaryota, Fungi, Mucoromycota, Mucoromycetes, Mucorales, Lichtheimiaceae. Gene Ontology annotation, molecular function: protein tag activity; ubiquitin-like protein ligase binding. Gene Ontology annotation, biological process: protein sumoylation. Gene Ontology annotation, cellular component: nucleus. Bases 1 to 1335 code for a protein of 444 amino acids.
AUGUCCGGUUUUGACAUUGCAAGCUUUCGAGACAAAUUGCCACGGUCUAGAAAACCCAACACAACCUUUGAUCUACAAGACGAUGCUUCGUCCGGUUCAGAUUCAAGCGAUUCCGACUAUAGCAGCCAAAGACGCAAAAAGAGUCGACGAGUUCUCGAGUUUACUCAACCAGAAUGGAGCGAUGACAGUGACAAUGAAAAGGAUGCGGCGAAGGAAUCCAUAGAAACCAAGACGUCUGACACAGCAGCAGCAACAACGGCAGCAACAACCUCUUCAUCCAGUGUGGCAACCGAGCAGACUUCACAGCAGAUUAUGACCCUCUUGGAUGACGAUGAUGACGAUGAUGAUUUGGUUGGCAUCAAAAAAGACGAUACACUCAUAAUAUUGUCAGAUGGCGAUGACGAGGAUGAGAUACAAGAGAUCAAAGAAUUACGAAAUGUGAAUGGAAGCAUGCACCCGAAACGAUCGCAUCAUGAACCACAACCAUCAACGCUCCCAAAGAGAGCCAAAAUAAGCAUUCCAACAUUUCAACAAAUCGAAGAUCUUGAUCCUGAUUUGGCGUCCAUCCUUCCUGGCAGCGCACCUUCACCAUCAUCAGCAUCGCAAAGCCCAUCACGUGCCACGAGUCAUAGUCCUGCGCCAGCACAAAAGGUACUCAUCAAGGUGUGCUACACGACACCACGGAUACCAGACGAUGAAAGGUUACAGGUGCUGAUCGAUAAGCUCAAAAAGCCGCUUAGCGUUUAUGUGAUGGAGAAUGACCCUUUUGACAAAUUGUUGACUCGUUAUGCGCAGCACAAAAAGUUAAGGAAAGAUGACUUGCAAUUGGUAUACAAGGAUGUGCCAGUGGUGCUACGAGCGACUCCUGCUAGUCUGGACAUGGUCACAGGUGGACAAACCAAAAACUUGAUGCAGGUGUAUGUCAAGAGCGAUUAUGAAAAGAUCAUUCAAGAAGAGUUGCAAAAGAAGGAGGAAAUGGAAAAGAUGUUUGAGAAGCCAAUUACGGAUGAGGAACUAUUUGCUGCCAAUACCACCACCACCGCCGCCGCCACCACUACAACCACCACUACCGAGGAAUCCACGCAAGGCGCUGAUACGGAAGACCGGUUAUUCCUUAAAUUGCGAGGCAAGGAGGGUGAUGAUGUUGUGUGUCGUGUAAAAAAGACAACCACUAUGGCGAAUUUGGCCAAACAUUACUGCGCAAUCAAAAAGCUGGGCGAUAGUGUGGCGAGCAAAAUCGAACUUUCAUUUGAAGGAGAGACUUUAUCACCGAAUGACUGCGUAGAAGAUACUGAAUUAGAGAGUGAAGAUAUUGUAACUGUAACUAUAAAGUAA